AUCCAUAGGUGGAGUCAGAGCUUGCCACAUUCAUGAUUUGUUACAUAAGUAUUGUAUGGUCAAAGCCAAAGAAGAAAAUUUUCUACAAGUGCUGCAUGGGUAUGAUGAGCUUUCUACUUUCACUGAGCCCCCAAACCUCUCCAGAUUGUCCGUUUGGUCUAAGGUUGAGCAUUUUAAGGAGUCGAGGCUAUUUUGUCCACAAUUAUCCACUCUGCUGUUUAUUAAUCUGAUUAGAAAUGACUCUGAGUCAUUCUUGGCUGAUGCCUCCUUUGUCUUCCAAAUUUACAAAGGUCUUAGAGUCUUGGAUAUAGAGCAAAUUGUUCUGCGGCACAAGGUUUUUCCAAGCGAGGUAGUAUCGCUUGUUGAGCUGCGGUACUUGGCUAUGCAAGGUGAGAUGAGGGUCAUCCCGCCCUCUGUAGCCAAACUCUCAAAUUUAGAAACUUUUCGCGUGAUAUCUGAUUACGGUAUUGUUUCAUUGCCAAAUACCUUGUGGAGCAUGACCAAGCUGAGGCAUCUACAUAUUGAGGGCUAUGAUGUCGUAUGGUCUUUGCCAAGAGAAAAUCUUGAGAACAAUUCUGGCUUGCUUAAUUUGGACACAUUUUCCACCUUAAGAGUUUCUUUGGACCAAAGAGUAGAAAACAUACUGAAAAAUAUUCCAAAUGUGCGCCAGCUAAAAAUCAAACUCUCGAAGGCAAAGAAAUCUACGACUAUAGGCUACUGCAACAUGAGUGGACUAGAAAGUCUAGAAUCACUCGAAGUGUGGGCAACGUCACUGCCACCGGAUCGCGUUGAGUUCUCUUUCCCAUCGACUUUAAAAAAGCUGGUCCUCAUAGGAUUGAACCUACCCUGGAGUAAAAUUUCAUUGAUUGAGGAACUGCCCAAUCUUGAGGUCCUUAAAUUACUCUACCACUCCUUCAAGGGUGAAAGAUGGGUCCUGACAGAAGGAGGGUUCCGUAAACUCAGGUUCUUGGCUUUGGAAAAUUUGGAUGUUGUCGAGUGGACAGACACAGAUCCUGAUGAUCAUUUCCCCUGUCUUCAGAAGUUGCUGAUGUCAGGACUUUCUAAAUUGGAACUGAUGCCAUCUUGUUUAGCGCAGAUUUCAGCUCUUGAAUUGAUUGAAUUUCGAAGUUGUAAGGCCUCUGUUAAGGAUUUGGUACAGAAAAUUGAGGAGGAGCAAAAAGACUGUGGAAAUGAAGAUCUGACGAUCAUCCCCUAGCCAGUGCACAGAACCUUAUGGGGCAGCUUCCGCAUCAGAUGUUGUGAGCAUUACAGUGCUGAGCAUUGGAUUAGUGUUCUCAAAGUAAGUUCCCCAGAUUCAAAGCUUUCUGCGGCUACAUCAGCAAUCGGUCAAUUGUUGCCAUGGUUUUUGGUGGAGUUGCUCAUCUGUGUGGCUUUCAGCACUUGUUAGGUGGUCGAUGGUGUUUGUCAGUCUAGGUGGAGUUGCUUGUUAGUGUAAUCUCGGAUGGGCGAUUGGCGCGCCGAGAACCGCACUGGUGUCAAGAUUUCGAGCUCGAGCACAAGCAAAGCAAGUAGUACUUAUUUCCUCUUGACGAGGAAGAGUAAUUCGGUUGAAGGAUGCAAAAAUUGUUCGGGUAACAUUUGCUGCUCAAGUUAGUGAUUUUUGUGUCUUGUCUUUUCUUCUGUUGCCUGAAUUUGCCUAGCAGGUAGAGUUGUGAACGUGAC
This is a messenger RNA of Coffea eugenioides, 1683 nucleotides long. Its product is annotated as putative late blight resistance protein homolog R1B-14. The transcript is spliced from 2 exons. The record is from RefSeq and is a predicted model, not a curated record. Gene Ontology annotation, molecular function: alpha-tubulin binding. Bases 56 to 1216 code for a protein of 386 amino acids. Lineage: Eukaryota; Viridiplantae; Streptophyta; Magnoliopsida; Gentianales; Rubiaceae. Gene Ontology annotation, biological process: protein folding.